CCAAUGAGCACGAGAAGUUCGCAUUGUCAUCACAAAAGCUCAAUCAUUUCCAAACAAAUACAUUCUCUCCUCCUCUCAUCCCUCCUUGCCGUCGUCGAAAUCUCCGUUGCGUUUGUUUUCCGAGAGAAGCAGGACUCAACGAUUUCCUCUAACAAAACCAGCAUGGAACAAUAGGCGAAAUCGACCACAAAUGGAGGAUUUUGUUGAAGACUGUCACGUCGAGAUUGACGAGGAGUACGAGUUCGACGCCUCUCAGUUCUUCGAUUUCACGAGGCCCGAGGGUGAUUCCGAGAUUGAGGAGGUUGAGCGCUGGUUCCAAGUUUCUGGAGAUUAUCCCAAUUCUCCUUUUAUUGUGCAGUUGAAUUUAGAGAAAAUACUGCCUGCGCCAGCUUCGCCCAGCUCUUGUAAAUCAUCAAAACCCAGAAAAGGCACCAAGUCGACUAGCAGCAGUUCGGAUACUGAUAGCAGGCAUGGAUUCCCCCCUUCUAAAAAGAAUGCCAAAGUAAAAGGCAAUGUCGCAGUUGAGGAUGCAGCAAAGCCUAAAACCAAGCCCUCACAUAAUUUAUCUCAACCGCGCAGUGCAAACUUUAUGGAACCUACAGCUAGUCAUUUGGCAAAGCAAAAUGCAGUACUGCAUGACAACCAACAAUCCAGCCACCUUUGCACAAGGUUCCAGAGAACGCAGGCCAAGCAGGACGACAAAAGUUCCAUUGGAUCUGAGAAAAAGAGUUCCAUUGGAUCUGAGAAAAAGAGUUCCAUUGGAUCUGAAAAUCAUGCAACAAAGCGACAAAAGCUUGAGACUGGUUUCUUGAAGAAGGGGUCCUAUUUAAAGCAUAAGUUUUCAUUGUCACAUAAAUCAUCCAAGAAGGCUACUGUUCCAAGAGAACCGGAGCUGGGAACACUGUUCAGAUCACAAAGGCGAAGAUCCAAGAACAGUUCUGCUUCGAGUGAAACCGAAAGCCAAAAAAGCAAGGGUUCCUUUAAAGCUCAUAAUCCAUCAAACAGAAAAAUUUUGCAGGCUCGUUCCUUACCCCCACCAAGAAAGAGCAAGACACCACUUACAGAGUUUCAAGAAUUUCACUUCAAGACUAGGGAGAGGGCCAAUCACCAUUCAUCAGCUAAGGAAAACAGAUCGUCAACUGGUGAAAAACUCCAGGAAAGUCCUCUCGCAGAGGAGUUCAACAAGCUCUCUCUGGGACCAAAGUCAAAGAGAGCGUGUCAGUCGGAAAGGCCAUCCUCAGUCAGCUCCAAGGCAAGUCCGCCAUCCUCGGUCAGCUCCAAGAGUUCAAGUAGAAGUAGCCGUGGGUCUUUUCAGUCAGAGUUGUGGACAUGUCAGCAGAGACCUAAUCAGCAUUGUGGAGCUCGUACGAGACCUCAUCAACCCAACAUCACUAGAAGCUUGGAUAUUCGCUGAAAUUACACAAGAGGUUUUUCUACAAGUGCUGGCUACUGAAAUCCAUCAAAACAUUAAUUCAAAUUCUUUUUUGGCACCCAUUUUUUACUGAUCAAAUCAGAAGUAAAUGUAAUAUAUUCAAAUAGAACUUAUGUUCUCUACUCAACCAUCGUUCUCUAUCAGGAAUCAACUCGUUAGAAUAUCACCAAGUUUUUUAUUUUAUUAUUUUUAAAGAUUAAAAACGAUUUAAGAACAACGAUAUAAAAUGUUCCAUGUUCUUAGA
This is a messenger RNA of Salvia miltiorrhiza (redroot sage), 1676 nucleotides long. Its product is annotated as protein TPX2-like. The transcript is spliced from 14 exons. The record is from RefSeq and is a predicted model, not a curated record. Lineage: Eukaryota; Viridiplantae; Streptophyta; Magnoliopsida; Lamiales; Lamiaceae. Gene Ontology annotation, cellular component: mitotic spindle; nuclear microtubule. Gene Ontology annotation, biological process: activation of protein kinase activity; mitotic spindle assembly; regulation of mitotic spindle organization. The coding region runs from base 191 to 1414 and encodes 407 amino acids. Gene Ontology annotation, molecular function: microtubule binding; protein kinase activator activity.